This is a messenger RNA of Acytostelium subglobosum LB1, 420 nucleotides long. RefSeq lists its product as hypothetical. Gene Ontology annotation, cellular component: endoplasmic reticulum; membrane. Gene Ontology annotation, biological process: retrograde transport, endosome to Golgi; endoplasmic reticulum to Golgi vesicle-mediated transport. NCBI's taxonomy places the organism in Eukaryota, Evosea, Eumycetozoa, Acytosteliales, Acytosteliaceae. The record is from RefSeq and is a predicted model, not a curated record. The annotation marks the transcript as partial. The transcript is spliced from 3 exons.
UAUGUCCUUUCAAAUGAACAUGUAGAGAUUGGAGUUAUGCUCUCUGCGAUGGGUAUCUUCUUCACAGUGUUUGGAUUCCUGAUGUUCCUUGAUAGAGGUCUAUUGGCCAUUGGAAAUUUACUAUUCCUUGCAGGUAUUGCAUUGGGUCUAGGCUUUGGUAGAACUUACACAUUCUUCUUCCAAAAGAAGAAGAUCAAGGGAACCAUUUGUUUCUUCUUGGGCAUUCUCCUGGUCAUCAUGGGCAGGACCAUCGUUGGUCUGGCCAUCGAAGGAUUCGGUUUCAUCAAUCUGUUUGGUGAUGCCUUCCCAAUUGUAAUCGCCAUUCUUAGGAAGCUGCCAAUCAUUGGAAGCAUUCUGAAUCAUCCAGCAGUGAACAGGUUCCUUAACAAGACGGACGCAGGUAGUGAGCUGCCGUUCUGA